AUGGCUACUCUGUCCUCGGCUUCGGCGCAGGCUUCAUCUCUGAAGCAGGCUGGUAAGGUGGUUUGCAUCGGACGAAAUUAUGCUGCUCACAUUACCGAACUCAACAAUACCAAGCCUAAGCAGCCAUUCUUCUUCCUCAAGCCGACGUCCUCCAUGGUCCUGCCGGGUGAGGGACCGUGUCUGAGGCCCAAGGGCACGGACCUGCACUACGAGGUUGAGCUCGCUCUGGUGAUUGGCAAGCUUGUGAGGGAUCUCAAGGCCGAUGACACCAAGGGAGCGUUGGAUGCUAUUCAAGUGGCAAUCGACAUGACGGCACGCAACGCCCAGGAUGAGGCCAAGAAGAAAGGUCUCCCCUGGUCCAUCGCCAAGGGCUUCGACACCUUCCUCCCCCUGAGCCAGGUGAUACCCAAGUCGGCCAUCCCGGACCCCCACGACGCCGAGCUCUUCCUCAACGUCAACGGAGAGACGCGCCAGGACGGCUCGACCAGGCUGAUGAUCUACCAGAUCCCGCGCAUCCUGAGCGACAUCUCCAAGGUCAUGACGCUGCACCCGGGUGACGUGGUGCUCACGGGGACGCCCGAGGGUGUCGGGUCCGUCGUACCCGGUGACGUGAUGCGUGCCGGCAUCAGGGUUCGGAUCCUGUAUCGACCCAGGCUUGGGGGCCGAGUCAGCCACCUCCCCGCAGGCCGGGCACGUCCUCUUGUCGACGUCGGCCCUGAAGUCGUUUACGGCGGCCUUGAUCUGGGUGCCCAGGUCGGUGCAGUGGAAGCCGGCCUCGUGGACGAUGCUGCGGCACGCCGCGUUGGCGCAGUACCAGCGCAGGCGGUCGAUGGAGCCGGCCGGGCGACGCUGCUCGAGGACGAUGCCCACCGUGUCGGCGAAGCGGACGGGGUUGUGAGGCGUGUCGGCCGGCAGGAGGAACAUGUCGCCCUCGCGGAUGAGGAUGUCGCGGAAUUCGCCGUCGUCGACCACCUUGAGCAUCAUGACGCCCUUGUGCUGGUAGAACCACUCGGGCGUCUGGUUGAUGUGGUAGUCUGUGCGGGCGUUGGGGCCGCCGACAAUCUACCGACAAUUCAUGAUUCACGGGCGGAGUGA
Geosmithia morbida is the source of this 1095-nucleotide messenger RNA. RefSeq names its product acylpyruvate hydrolase. Bases 1 to 1095 code for a protein of 364 amino acids. The transcript has 5 exons. NCBI's taxonomy places the organism in Eukaryota, Fungi, Ascomycota, Sordariomycetes, Hypocreales, Bionectriaceae. Gene Ontology annotation, molecular function: acetylpyruvate hydrolase activity. Gene Ontology annotation, cellular component: mitochondrion. The record is from RefSeq and is a predicted model, not a curated record.